This is a messenger RNA of Meyerozyma guilliermondii ATCC 6260, 1347 nucleotides long. RefSeq names its product protoheme IX farnesyltransferase. The transcript has a single exon. The coding region runs from base 1 to 1347 and encodes 448 amino acids. Gene Ontology annotation, molecular function: protoheme IX farnesyltransferase activity. Gene Ontology annotation, cellular component: mitochondrial membrane; mitochondrion. The record is from RefSeq and is a predicted model, not a curated record. Gene Ontology annotation, biological process: heme biosynthetic process. Lineage: Eukaryota; Fungi; Ascomycota; Pichiomycetes; Serinales; Debaryomycetaceae.
AUGAGCUACAAACUCCUCAUUCAGAGGCGGCACAAUCAUGUGUCUAACUUGAAUUAUUUCUUCCACAACUCCAAGAGAUAUUGGGUGAAGGAAGGUCAAUCUUUCCUCGACAACAGAAAUUUAUCAGCCAAUAAAAGACCUUUGAAAACGUCACCGGAUUCCAGAAUAAGAAAACGAAAUCAAGAUGUAGACAACGAGAUACUGUCACAAACGUACUUUAUGCGUGAUGUUGCGUCGAAGGUCCUCAACUGUCAGGAAGUGGAAGCUAAACUGUCGCAGGGCCUAACUCCUGCUGAGUUGAAACACGUACCAUUUCCUGUAAUACCAAAACAAGCGUCACCAGUAACCAACUCGGGUUCGAAAGCAAGCAGUAUUUUCUACUUCACGCCUUACUGGAAAUUGACCAAGCCAAACCUCACAAUCUUGGUAACCUUAUCCUCAAUAUGCUCUUAUGCCGUUUCGCCUUUAAGUGUAUCCGUGCCUGAGCUUUGUCUUCUAACACUUGGUACAGCACUAUGUUCUGGGGCUGCAAAUGCAAUAAACAUGGCUCGUGAACCUGAUUUUGAUAGGCAAAUGCCUCGCACCGUCGGCCGACCCAUUGUUCGUGGCCUUUUGACCUCAAGGCAAGCCUAUAUCUUUUCCGGGAUCAUAGGCACAGCAGGUACAGUUAUAUUGUACUACGGUGUUAAUGAGACUGUUGCAGCUCUCGGUGCUAUAAACAUAGUCCUCUAUUCAUGGAUAUACACUUCCUUAAAAAGGAAGACUAUUCUUAACACCUGGGUUGGUGCCUUAGUCGGGGCCAUCCCUCCCUUAAUGGGAUGGGCAUCAUCGUCUUCACUCACAGACCCGGGCGCAUGGUGUCUUGCUGCUCUCCUCUUCGCCUGGCAAUUUCCUCACUUCAAUGCUUUGUCCCAUAAUAUAGCUCAGCAAUACAAAAAUGCGGGUUAUGUCAUGACAGCAGCUGAAUAUCCCAAGUUGAAUGCCAGAGUUGCGUUGCGCUAUUCAAUCUUAAUGUUCCCCAUUUGCUUUGGACUAUGUUAUUUCAAUGUCACCGAUUGGGGAUUCAUGUUAGAUUCCUCCAUAGCGAACUUUUGGAUGACAUUGAUGGCAUUUAGGUUUUGGAAACAGCAACAUAUCAAUCACAAGCCGAACUACAGGCCUUCCGAAGUGCAAAUUACGGCUGCCAAUAUUCAGGCAAAGAAACUAUUUUGGGUUUCCGUGUGGCAAUUGCCUGCAGUUCUUAUUCUUGCAAUGCUACACAAGAGGGGACAGUGGGAAAAGAUAUUUGGAUACUUUCUGCAUCAUGAUAAAGAGUCAGCAAAGAAGGUCCUGAUAGAAACUAUAUAA